Closterium sp. NIES-67 is the source of this 4995-nucleotide messenger RNA. The record is from the annotation of a GenBank genome assembly. NCBI's taxonomy places the organism in Eukaryota, Viridiplantae, Streptophyta, Zygnematophyceae, Desmidiales, Closteriaceae.
UGAAAUCCAUCACACCCGUGGGUCGUCUCGUUCGCAUAUCACCCAUCCAUGGCCGUCUGCUCACGGAUCGCCGCGAUUUUCGGGUCAAUAACUAUGAGAAAGACGACACGGUUCGGAAAAAAAACACCAUAGUUCUGACUCAAGGCAUAGGAGGGACAGGCACGCAAAUUAGGGUUUCGGUCGAAAUUAGGGUUUCCUGACUUCCGUCGAAUUCCUGCCAACCUCGUCACCGGAGCAGCUCGCCAGCGCGAUGGAAGCCCCGGAAACUUCCUGGAAUCCACUGGAGCUUCUCCUUCUGUUGCGCUGCGUAGCGAAGUUAGGUCUUUCUGACAAUCCUUCCCCCAGCACCUCCCGCGCCGUAGCUGGAAGCGCAGGAGGAGAAGCGGUGGCCGUUGAGAGUGGUACAGAUGGGUUAUUGAGCGGGAAUAGCGACGGCUGGACGGUAGUGGCUGCGGAGAUGCAGAAACGAUCGGCGUUUGUCUCCCAGAGGCCCUUGGAUCGCCCGCACACUGCUCGGGAGUGCUUGCAGGUGUAUGCCAGCGUUGCCAGAGGCCUUCCAGAGGCGGCCAAGAGGGGUCAAGCGGCUGAUUCAAUGACAGGGUUGGAGCCUGCGCCUGUGCCUGCGCCUUGCCUCGCUGCUGCUACUGCGCCGCAUGUCAGAGCACAUACGAGUGCGCACGGCGAAGGCCCAGCCAAGAGAGUAAAGGGCUGUGACACAAGCGACGGGCGUGCAGGGCGCGAGGGAGAUGCAGAAGCAGGAUUGGUAGGGAGCGACGGGGCCAGGACAGAGGAAGAUGGAAGAGGAAGGGGAGAGAGGGCACAGGGAGGACAGGGCCAAGGACAGGGAGAGGGCGAGGGCCAGGCAAGAGGGGCAGGCACACGUGAUGCGGAUGGAAGGGCGGUGGUGGUGGGGGUGGAAGGGCGGGUGAAGACAGUGCUUGUAAAGAGACUAAGGAGGUGGGCGGAGGGCAGGGAGAACAAGAGGCGGAGGGUAGGUGAGGAGGAGGUGGGGACGGGAGAGGGCAGGGAGGAAAGGCAGCAGCAGGAGCAGCAGCAGUCGGGGCAGGAGCAGCGGCAAGAGCAGCAGGGCCAGGAACGGGAGCAUGAAGCCGUAUUACGAGAGGAUCUGGGCGAGGGAGAGAGAGGGAGAGAGCGGGGCGUGCAGGAGGGUGGUCACAGAGAGGCGUGGGCCAGGGGGGGCUUUCGGGUUUCGGGCAGUGGGCUUGUAGGGGAAGCAGGCAGUGGGGGGAUUAGGGAGAGGAGGGGGGGUUGGGCGGAGAGAGGAGCUGCUGACGAGAAGGUGAAGGGGGUGGGAAGAGCGGAGAAGGAGGGGAGAGAGAAUGUGGCGUUGGAGAGUGGGAGGAGGAGCAGCGAAGAGGAGGCGGAGAUACGGGGUGGUGGUGGGGAGUCUGCAGUAGCAGAUGGAGGGAGGGGUCCGGAGGAAGACGUGUUAGGGGAUCGAGAGGAGGGUGACGCAGAGAGGAGGAUUUUGAGGGAAAGAGAGAGGGAAGCAACUGGGGAAGGGGCUGGCAGGUGGAGAGGGGAGAGGGGGAUGAGAGAGGAAGGGAGGAGGGGAGGGCCAGCAGGCAGGGAAGGGGAGAGUGACAGAGAGGGAGACAGAGGAGGAGUUCUUAGGGGGGCGAUGGAGGGUGGGGAUCCAACAAGGAGUGACGCGGCUGCGAGCAGUUGGCAGGGAAAAGGGGGAGGAGAAGGUGGGGAAGGAGGAGGCAAGGGGGAAAGAGGAGGAGAGAGUAAAGGACGUCGUUUGAACGGAAUGGGUGAAAGCGGACGAAAACUUAGGGUAGGCCAUGAGCAUACAGGUUCCCAGGACAUUUCGAGGGGUGAAGCUGGGGAGGCAUGUGGCAGGGAUGGUAUUGGAGGAGCUGCGGAAGGGGACGGGACAGAGGGGCAGCGAGACGAGGGCAGCAGAGGGGUGGAGAGGGCGGCAGGUGGCAGUGAGCGCGAGGGAGAUAAGAGGGGUGUUGAUGUGGAGAGGUGUAAAGCGGAGGAUGGGCUUGGAGAUGUGGAGGUGGGUGGGAGGGGUGUGAGAGAGGGGGGCCCGUGGGAUGUAGCAGUGGGAGAAGGGCGGAAUGACAGAGAAGGAAGUGAAGGAAGAGAGGCAGGUGCAGGUGCGGGAGACGAGGAGACAAAGGGGUGGGGAAGGAAGGAGACAGCGAUGGAAUGUAGAGAGAGUGAAGGAGAGAUGCUGGCAGCGAGCGGAGAGGCGAUGAGGCCUAUGGCGGCAUGCAACGGGGAUGCGCCGAGAGGGAUAGGAGAUGCAGAUGAUUUUGGCCCUGCGGAAGGGGAGGAGUUAAAGACGAGUGAUGUGACGAAGAUUGACGGUAAGGAAGGAGUAGUGGCUGGUAGAGGUGAGGAGGAGAGGGGUGCCGUGUGGGGGGAGGGUGUGAACAUGGUGGGUGAUAAGCUCGGUGUGGCUGGAUCGAAGGACAGGAGGACGGGGGAAGCAGCAGAGAUAGACGCAGAUGGAGCAUACACGAGGAGGGAAGACACGGGAAGGGAGGAGGAUGCGGGGAAGAGAGAGGAAAGUGGGGGUGAGAGGAGAGUUACAAGUGAAGUUUGGAAGGAGGUGCAGGAAGGAGGAGGGGGUUGGGGGGAUAUGGAAAGGGUUGGAGAAGCAGAAGGGGAGGUGCAAUCACUGCAAGCAGUGCCAGCAGCAGCAGGGCAUGCGGGGGCUCUUCCCCUAACGCCACUGAGUAAAGCAAGAGGGGCGGUGGGGAGGGUUCAGUACCGAAGGCGGAAGGGAGGGGGGGGUUUCACACCUCUCAAGAAGGGCGCUGGCGUGGCUCUGGGUGAGCCGGGGGACGUUGCUUGCGUGUUGCGUGCGGGGUCUGAUGCCCACUCUCGUUUCACUGCUCCAGAAGCAGCUGUAACAGCAGUGACAGCAGUAACAGCAGUAGGCGGAGCUGAAGGUACCUCUGCUUGUGGCCCGUCUCCUCCUCGCAUGCUUCUCCGUCGCUGUGUGACAGAAGGCCAGGAGGGGGCAGGUAGGCUGGAAGGGCCGGGUGAAGGGGCAGGGCGUGGCGGGGAAGAGGAGGUAGAGGAGCAGCAGCAGGAGUCAGAAGAGAGGACGCAUGGGGAGGGUAAUUUACGGAUGGAAGAGGAGAAGGAGAGGGAGCAGGAGGAGGAAAAGGAAGAGGAAGAGGGAGAGGAUGUGACGCGAGGAGGUGAGGGAGGAGAAGCGGAGGCGUGUGUAGGGAUUCUGCAGGAGGCAUGGGGGGAGAGAGCAGAGUGUGGUGGGUGGGAGGGCGGGGUGGGGGCGGUGGUGGGGAGGGCAGUGGGAGCAACAAGUGUGAGGCAGGGUGCAAGCGGGCAGUCUAGCCCUCACAAGAGAGUCAGACGCCCAGCCUCCUCAGCAGAAACGUCUCCGACUGGUACUUCUGAUGCUGCUGCUGCUGCUGCUGCUGCCAAUGCUGCUGCAGCUACCGCUGGUGCUACUGCUGCUUCUCCUGGUGCUGCACGUGCUGGUGUUGGGACGGCUGCUGGGGAAGAGGGCACAGCAGCACCUGUUGCUGCGGUGAUCUCGAACAGGAAGGGGACCAGCAAGAGCACCAGCCAAAGGGCGUCUUCGCCUGAAGCUGUGCCUACCGCUGCUGCCGCUGCUGAUCCCUUCACUGCUGCGGUAGUUCUAGAGGGCAAUGGCUUGAGUCUGAUGGAUGGAGGUGGGCGGGUGGACGGCACACCUCUGCAUGCGCUUGCAGGGGGAGAUGACACGAAGCAGGGGAAGGGAAGUGGUGGUGUGGGUGCAAGUGACGGUCAUCUGUCGGAGGAGCAGCGCACGGUGGUGCAGGCGUGGCGUGGCAUGUGCGCGCAUCCCCUCGCUGCCACCUUCUCAUGCCCACCGCACUCCAAAGAGCACCCUGACUACUCCUCCAUAGUGCGGCAGCACAUAGACCUGAGCAUGAUCGGCAGGCGGGCUUUAAGUGGCACGUACGCGUCGCGGCACACCUUCUUCCGGGACGUGGUGCAGCUUCUGGCCAACGCCUUCGUCGCCUUCCCGCACGACUCACACCACUUCACCGCCGCGCUCUCCUUCCGCUCCCACCUCUGCCAGGAAAUGUCUGCCGCCUUUCCCCAGGACUCGUGGCCCCUGCCCCUAUCCGACCGCGGGGCAGCAGGCAUGCGUCCCUCCUGCAGCCACAGCAGCCGCGAAAGCUUCCCCUCAGGGCCGCACACAGGCGCAGGGGGCGGGGAAUGCGUGGAAGAUAAUGGCACAGGGAAUGCAGGCAGGAGGGCUACUAUGGACGCGGAAGAAGCGACAGUGCUGAGAGCGGGGGAAGGGACAGCAGAGGACAGAGGAAGCGAGACGGAGAGCGGUGCAGGGGGCAGUGGGAGGGAGAGGAGUGCACACAGCGAGGCAGAGGAGGCGACCGCAGCAGAGGGGGGAGCAGCUGCGCAGAUUAGUCCCACCAGCCCCACCAGCCCUACAAGCCCUUCCGACCCUACCAACCCUACGAGCCCUACGAGCCAUGGUGGCAGUGCGGGGGGCAUGGUGACUAGGCAGAGGAGGCGAUUGCAGGAGGAUGGGGCAGCGGAGAGCAAGCAGAGGCGGCCGAGGGACAGCAGGGGGAAGGGAAUGGGGCGAUGAGAGAUGUAGGGGAGGGACGAGAUGGGGUCGAUUGGUGUUAGGUAUGCAGGUGAUGGAUGAUUGAUGUGGAAGCGAUGGCAGCACGGGUGGGUGGGGAUUGUAGUCCAGAGCAAGGAGGGUCAGGGUAGUGUUGCUGAGCCGAGGUCAGGCAAGGAGAGGCAAGGAGAGGCAAGGAGAGGCAAGGAGAGGCAAGGAGAGGAGAGGCGAGGAGAGGCGAAGAGAGGCGAGGAGAGCCUGCCUGAGAAUGGUGUGAUACCAUGUUGUGCCGGAGAUGUCAGCUACAGUACCGUUAGGUACUUGAUCUCCCAUCACUACGUGCAUGUGCACCAGCAUCUAAUAGCACCAGGCAGCUUCCCAAUGGUGAGUUGCACUUUCUUUUAGGCUCAUGA